GAUUUCAUGGAGGUCGGGGAAGUAAAAGUUCCGGAAAGCAAGGAUUUCCAAACUUUUCGAGAAGCGGCUGAUAAUGAUAGUAGUUGGACAUUGUCGCUGAAAAACAACAAGAAGCAGCUGUUUAUAUACUCAAGGCAAACACCUGGUACAAAAAUUCAGCAGAUCAAGAUUAAGGCGCUCUUUCCUGGCAUCAGUGCUGCUCUUCUGUAUGACACCUUACAGGACACAGCGUACACUCAUAGUUGGGAUGCAUAUUGUGUGAGGACAGAAGACAUAUGUUACAUAGACCCCAUGAAUAUCAUAUCCUACUAUGCGAUGAAGUUGCAGUCUCCACUUAGAAACAGGGACUUUGUGCUGCAGAGAUCAUGGCUAUAUAAUGGUCAAGAUUACGCAAUAUUCAAUCACAGCGUCAAUCACAAGGACUAUCCUCCGCAGAAAGGUUUCAUCAGGGGAAUAUCAGAGUUGACAGGGUUCCUCAUCAAACCAAUGAAAGGCAAGGACAACGAAGCAAAUUGUCAUCUGACAUACAUCAGUCAAAGUGACCCCAAAGGAUCAAUACCAAGUUGGUUUGUGAACAGCGUGGGGAAGACAUUUGCACCUAGGCAAAUCAAAGUUCUUCAGAAAGCAUGCAUAAAGUACGACAAGUGGAAAAACAAGCAGAAGAACCCCAAAUUUAAGCCGUGGAAUGAUCCAGAACAGCUGAUGACAAGUCUGGCCAGAAUAAACUGGCCAGAUGUUCAGGCUGAGAACCAGCCGAAGGUGUCGGAGGAACUGGAACUUGACGAUGAAUUUGAAGAUGAAAAAGAGAUUGAGAAAGUGCUUAAAGGCGUCAAUUUAAACGGGGACUCGUCAUCUAACAGCAACAGCGCUUGUAAUAGUGACGAUGAUGAUGAAAUUGAAGACCUAGCGACAGAGGUCAAUGGUAACGGAGGCGACGCCAAGUGAGCCGAAAGAACUUAAGGAAAAUUAUCACUUGACCAGCGCGAAUAGAAUCACCAAUAUAUAUAUCACCAAAUUUUUAAAAUACUGCCACGAGUGACUCUGAAAAGCAUAUGUAUGGACAGCGAUGCAUGAAUGAUUGGAAUGACUCAGUGGAGCAAAUUGCUGCGGUUGAAUGAACUUGUUGUACUUAACUUGAACUGAGUUGCUGCUAAUAAGUAAAAAAAAUAGUAGUAUUAGAUAACAUGCUCUCAAAGAGGAUAUCGGAUUUUUAAGGAGCAUGUUUAAUUUGAACACCAGUGGCAUUUAAACUACAAUGUUAUGCGGCCAAGCGGUUGAACUCCAACUGACAAAUUUUUCAGUUAAGUAACUUAGUUUCGUGGUUGUCAUUUAUUUACUUUCAGUCAAUUUGGACGCGUCAUCUUAAGUGUAAUUUAUGUACUAAAUAAUCAGUUACUAUAUAUGAGCGAGUUAUCUUUAAUACAAAUCCAUGUGAUGGUGCUAUGAUAUUUUACUAUUGUACAAAGUUCAUCUCAUGUAAUUUUGAGACUGCACUUGAAAGUGAAGGGAAAAUGUUUUCACAAAUUGUAUGUACAUUUGGUAUCGGGGCUAGCUAGUGAUUUAGGUAAGGUGCCGUUUAUUUUUUUACUCCUUGAAAUUAUUUGUUUAAAUUGAAGCUGGUUUAUAUAUUUCUUAUCUUCUCAUCAUCAGCAUUAUUACUGCUUCCAUCAUCAUCAUCAUCUACAUCAAUUCUUCCACCCGAAUCAGAGCUCCUUUUCCAUACCACUAGAAUAAUGUAUUCCGUGUAAUGAGUAUAAGUUGCCCGAACAUUUUGAGGACAUCAAAUUUUUGAGUGAGACAUUUUUUAAUUAGUUGGUGGAAAUUCAAAUUGGCAUUCGUAUGUCGUCUCAAUUAUGAUGAAAGCGAUUGUUCAUGCGAACAUAAUUUGACAAAUAGCGAAAAUAAAACAAUGAAAAGUACGACCUCUUCUAUUUAAGUUUUUAUCGAAAUUGCUUGGUGUGACCAAAAUAUUGUUCACGAGUUGGUCAUCGCAUGAAAAAGAGCCGAAUUAUAAUUGUUUGAAUAUGAGAGAAUUCCAGUUUUUUAUCAUGCUGUACCUACCACCUAUUCCAUUGACUGACAUUGGAUGGUUUUUAUUGUUACAAAUAAAAGUGAUGAAAUUUAUUUUGGGUAAUAUAUUGUAAAUAGAUUGCUUCAAUCGUGCCUUCAUGCUUCUAGGAAUUCUAUUACCAGAUUCGAAUUAAAUAUACAAUAAUUUG
Molecule: messenger RNA, 2219 nt
Organism: Symsagittifera roscoffensis
Lineage: Eukaryota; Metazoa; Xenacoelomorpha; Acoela; Convolutidae
Product: START domain-containing protein 10-like
Exons: 6
Coding region: 7-945 (312 amino acids)
Molecular function (GO): lipid binding
Source: RefSeq, a predicted model, not a curated record